AUGGAUAAGUUCCGGCUGGUGUUCCAGUUCCUGCAGUCCAACCAGGAGUCCUUCAUGAACGGAGUGUGCGGGCUGCUGGCUCUGAGCAGCGCCCAAGUCUACUCCAGCUUUGAGUUCACCUGCCCCUGCCUGCCCAGCCACAACCUGCCCUACGCGCUGGUCGUCUUCACCCUGCCGCCGCUGCUGCUGCUCCUGUUCGGCUUCGUGCUCAACAACAACGUGUCGGUGCUGGUGGAGGAGUGGCGGCGGCCGGAGGGGCGCCGAUCCAAGGACGGGGCAGUGCUCCGCUACAUGUUCUGCUCCACUCUGCAGAGAGCGCUCAUCGCCCCCGUGGUCUGGCUCAGUGUCACGCUCCUGGAUGGAAAGUGCUUUACCUGCGCCUUCAGCGAGCGCCUGGACCCCCGCACGCUCGGCGCCAACGCCUCCGCCCUGCCCCCGACGCCGGCCGAGCUCCGCCGGCUCCUCGCCACCCUGCCCUGCGAGGAUCUCUUCAGCCAGCCGGCAGCCAUUUCCCGGGAGGCCGCCCAGCGCUACCUCCGCUGCCUGUCCCAGACCCUGGGUUGGUGUUUCCUGCUGCUGACCACUUUCCUGGCGUUCCUGGCCCGAGCCCUGCGUCCGUGCUUCACCCAGGUCGUUUUCCUGAAGACCAGGUAUUGGUCUCAUUACAUUGACAUCGAGCGUAAGCUCUUUGAGGAAACCUGCAGGGAUCACGCAAGGAACUUCGCCAAGGUCUGUGUCCAGCAGUUCUUCGAGGAGAUGCAAGGAGAGAUGAGGAGGGGGUGUGCUCCUCCCCACUCCCCGGGACUCCGCACGGAGGAGGAGGAAGAGCCCAAACUCUUGGGCAUCACGGACAGUAAGAAUAUGAAUAGACUGCUGAGCAAUUGGCACAACAGCAGACCGCCGCUGAACGUGAACACUGCCCCCACCCAGCCCAAGCAACUGACCGACGCCAAGCUCAACAACUGGGGACAAGUCCGGUGGGAGAAAGUGGCCUUCUAUAGCAAGGUGUGA
Molecule: messenger RNA, 1011 nt
Organism: Mobula hypostoma (lesser devil ray)
Lineage: Eukaryota; Metazoa; Chordata; Chondrichthyes; Myliobatiformes; Myliobatidae
Product: calcium homeostasis modulator protein 1-like
Exons: 2
Coding region: 1-1011 (336 amino acids)
Cellular component (GO): plasma membrane
Molecular function (GO): monoatomic cation channel activity
Source: RefSeq, a predicted model, not a curated record